UCUAUAAGAACUUAUUGGAGAAAUUAUUUUGAAAAAAUUGACGGCGUAAUAUGGGUUGUAGAUAGCGCUGAUAGGAUGCGAUUAGAUGAUUGUAAGAAGGAAUUGCAAGCGUUAUUAUUAGAAGAGAACUACGAUAAGAGAGCAUGCCUAUCCAAAGUCUUCCUUCCAACUAUAAACGACCCCGCUUCGAAAACUGUAAAAGACAAGAAAGAAGCAUCGACGAUAGAAAAUGAUGGCGCUGUCAAGGGAGAAAGUCAUCAAUUAAUGAUUCGUGCCGGUCUCAUAAGGCAGUCAUCAUCGGGCGUGUAUUCGCUGUUACCAUUUGCAUUACGUUCUAUAGAAAAAAUUGAAAAAAUUAUAGAUCAGGAAAUGAGAAACGUUGAAAUUAUCACUCCCUAUUUUAUUAAGCGCCAAUUUGUGGAAGCGGACAGGACGAUGGAAUGCUACUGGGAGCGAGGUUUGUUCAAGGAAUUGAAAUUAAAUUCUAAUUUUGAUCCUGUUGAAGAUGAUCGUAAGACUUCUGACUUCUGUCUAGCACCAACGCAUGAAGAAGAAAUCACACAACUGGUUGCGAAUGACAUUUUUUCUUAUAGGCAACUUCCGUUACGAUUAUAUCAAAUAGGUAGAAAAUUUCGUGAUGAGAUGCGACCACGAGCGGGAUUACUUCGUGGAAGAGAAUUUAUUAUGAAAGAUUUAUAUACAUUUGAUGCUACUGAAGAAGCAGCCUUAAAAACUUAUGAAGAAAUUAAUGAAGCAUACAAAAAGAUAUUUACUCGGAUUGGGCUACCAUUCGCUGUCGCUGAAGCUGACACAGGCAAUAUCGGUGGAACAAAAUCUCAUGAAUUUCAUAUUUUGUCACCUGUUGGUGAAGAUCUAAUUUUGUCAUGCUUGCGAUGCGGAUAUACUUCUAAUGAAGAAUGUGCUCAUGGUAUCGAUAAUAAUAGAUGUCCUGUUUGUUAUAAGGAUUCCAUUACAUCACACGAUCCUGAUAAUUUUCAUCCACUUGAAAGUAAUCGUGCAAUAGAAGUUGGACAUACUUUUCUUUUAGGAACGAAGUAUUCAGAUCCAUUAAAAGCUACAUUUGCACCUGAAAAUAAAGGAGAAUUGCUAUCAAUCCAAAUGGGAUGUUAUGGUAUAGGUGUUUCACGAAUGCUUGCUGCAAUUAUCGAAUCUUCUCAUGAUUCGAAAGGAAUAAUAUGGCCACAGUCAGUUGCUCCAUACCGUGUGUGUAUUAUUCCAGGUGGUGAUGAACCAGAGAUUACUGAAAAAAUUCGGUCCUUAUAUGAUUUUUUAAUUUCGGAAUGUAAUGGGUUAAAUGAUGAAGUUCUGAUUGACGAUCGCAUGAAUUUAUCAUUUGGAUAUCGAAUGAAAGAUGCUGAACUUCUUGGAUAUCCUUGGUUAAUGAUAAUAGGAAAAAAAUUCUUGGAAAGUGGAAAAAUUGAAAUACAUAAUAGACAUAAUAAUCAACGAAAAUAUUUGGAAUUCAAUGAAAUUAAAAAUCUUUUUUUUGGGUGUUAG
Dentiscutata erythropus is the source of this 1518-nucleotide messenger RNA. NCBI's taxonomy places the organism in Eukaryota, Fungi, Glomeromycota, Glomeromycetes, Diversisporales, Gigasporaceae. The record is from the annotation of a GenBank genome assembly.